Molecule: messenger RNA, 3130 nt
Organism: Eublepharis macularius
Lineage: Eukaryota; Metazoa; Chordata; Lepidosauria; Squamata; Eublepharidae
Product: ethanolaminephosphotransferase 1-like
Exons: 10
Coding region: 60-1223 (387 amino acids)
Biological process (GO): phosphatidylethanolamine biosynthetic process
Cellular component (GO): Golgi apparatus; endoplasmic reticulum membrane
Molecular function (GO): ethanolaminephosphotransferase activity
Source: RefSeq, a predicted model, not a curated record
CCAGCAACAGACGCCGGGCAACGCGCGCGGAAGGUGCGAGAGGGAGCCCCGCGCCCGCCAUGUGGCACAUCCAGUACGUGACCGCCCAGCAGCUGGCCGGCUUCCGCCAAUACCAGUACAGAGCUGUGGAUUCAAACCCUUUAUCUGUAUAUAUUAUGCAGCCAUUAUGGAACAGAAUGGUAAAGCUAGUGCCCUUGUGGAUUGCUCCCAAUAUUUUAACUCUCACAGGAUUUCUGAUGAUUUUGAUUCACUUGUUUAUAUUAUCUGUUUAUGACUGGCACUACACUGCUUCAGGAUCCAGUCCUGGGUUGAUUCCAACAUGGGUUUGGGGUUUUGGUGCUUUUGCCAGCUUUUUUGCUUACGCUUUAGAUUCCAUAGAUGGAAAGCAUGCUCGAAGAACUCAGUCCAGUAGCCCUCUGGGAGAGCUGUUUGACCAUGGACUAGAUAGUUGGUCUAUUUCAAUUUUUCCCCUCUCUCUUUUUUCCAUAUAUUCCUGUGAUAAUGGAAAAAGUGGAAUUUCAGUGACCACCAUGUAUUUAUCACUAAUUGUUCUAUUAUUAAAUUUUGUGUUUUCGCACUGGGAAAAAUAUAACACAGGAGUACUUUUUCUUCCUUGGGGAUAUGAUAUAAGCCAAGUGGUUACAGUGGGCAUGUAUUUGCUAACUGCUAUUUAUGGAGUAGAAGUUUGGCACAGGCCUUUGAUAUUUGGUUAUCAUCUCACAGAUAUAUUAAUAUUUUUUCUAAUAGUCUGCUGCAUAGUUCUUUCCCUUCCACAGACGUUCUACAACAUUCACCUAGCAUAUGUAAAGAAAACACUACUGAAGGAUUCUUUGUAUGAAGGACUGCUACCACUGCUGUCUCCUAUGCUGCUCGUUAUACUUCUUACAAUCUGGGUAGUUUUAUCACCAUGUGAAAUAUUAGUAAAACAAACCAGACUGUUUUUAUGGAUGGUUGGAGUUGUGUUCUCAAAUGUGAUUUGCAGGAUGAUAAUUUGCCAGAUGACUAACACAAGAUCCGAAGUGCUUCACUGGCUGUUGAUCCCAUUGGCUGUUAUGGUCUACACGGCAACUGCUGGGUUUCAGGGCAAAUUGGAAGAACCAAUUCUUGCAGCAUUUACUAUCUUUGUCACAGCUGUUCAUGUUCACUAUGGAGUUUGUGUGGGGAAACAGCUGAGCCAACAUUUCAAUAUCUACAUCUUUUCCUUAAAGAAGUACACUAAAUAAUAAAUUUGGAUAAUCAACGCUACGAAAUGUUAUAUUUCUAUAUGACAGAAGCAUAGACAUGGACCAGAAACAUCUGAUUGAAAAUGAAAAAAUGGGUACUUGAAGUCACACAGUGUUGAAAAGCAAAGCAUCAGGAACUAUUUUUUUUAUAAAUAUUUUCCUGAAUAUAUUCUGAUUCUCUUCCCCUUUGAUCUGACUUAUUCAGGUAUUUACUGUUGCCUUAAAAUAUCUAUUUCCAUUGGAAUCAAUUCUUCCGGAAAGAUCUCAAUUUUUUUUCUCCUUCCAGAGUGACCUUGCUGACCUAAUGAUUCUUACUACACAUUAUAGGCAUAUUCUGACUUAGUAAUGAACUCUUCUAUACUAAAGGACCAAAUUACAACAGUAUUGCCACCUGGUAUGAAUAUAAUGCAGUCACAAUACAAGUUUCCAUAAUCCACAAUAGGUUACUAUGUGGUGAAAUCAUUACUGUUUGCAAUUAAAAAUGAGAUACAUUUUGAGCUUGCAAUCCACUUUUAUACCUGUGCAGUUGGCUUUCAUCAGAUUAGAUGGCUAAGGAUGCUGCUGGCACAUGCUCAGAUGUUGAUUCCUUAACCCCUUAUUUUGCCUGUGAUAAACUCCUGAAAGCUGAAGUUAAUUUAAACUUUUUGUAUGUUAGAAUGUAAUUUACAAAAUAUAAUACUGCAAUCCAGCAAUCAAAUCAUCAAGCUCCCAAAAGUCAUAUACAUCAACAAGGCAGGACAGACAGCUUGUAAACUUGAUCUGUACAAAAAGAAUUAUUGUGUGAAAGCUGGAGAAAAAGCCUGUCCACUGUAAGAGGGAAGUUUUAUAACUCUGUAACAAAACAAUCUGGCAUGCAAUCCAAGCGAAGCCAAUCUUACAGGAUUUGUUUUAAAAAGUAAAUGAAGCAUCCUGGUUGCAUCUUCCCCAUAUCCACACUGCAAUUUCCAACCAGCUGUUUAAGAAUGUGUAUGUAGACAAAUUAUAAUAAAAGAUAAGCCUGUGAAUAUUCACAGAUGCUGCUCAUAAAUGACCACCUAAGUACAAACUAAGCCAUGGUGAGUUGUCCAUCACUUAUCUAUAGUAGCUUUAAGAAAUUAGGAAAUUCUUGCUUCAAAUCACGGUCUCAUUCUAGCCCAAUAUAACAUUUGUGUUAUCUAAAAGCAGUUAUUGCAGAUGCUACUGUAUAUACAACAUGUUGACUCAAAUGGGCUAUGAGGAAAUCCCCCACUUUAAGAAGGAGUCUCUCCUCCUUGCACAUAUAUUGAGGAAAAGAACUCUUAUUGUGUCUAAUGGCACAGUUCACUAUCCCACAUGUGCACACAUUUUUUCAUGACAAUACAGGUGAACACAAAAGACAGUUAAAUCAGAAAAUUUUAGAAUCCCUUGUGCAUUUGCUGUCAUAUAUUAUGUCUAAGCUAGUGCAGUGUUCAGCCAUUUGUAAAAAUGUAUAAGCAUUUAUUUUCACAAGACGAGUGUUUUAUACGAUGAAGUCAGAAGUAUCUCUAAGAAUAUUUGGUUUUGGUAAACAGCUAUGGGAAGGGAUUGCCUCCUCUGCCUAUCUUCUGGAGCAAUACUGAAAACCAACACCCCAAUUCUAAAUAUAUUAUAUGGAAACAGCCUCAAAUUAUUUAAAUCAAGCCUCCUUCCAGUUAAAAAUAUGCUUAGACUUUCAGCCUGAGUGAAGUCUCGUUUUUUGUUACUUUAAAGGUAGAGAAAUUUUAUUCAAAAAAUUAGUUAAUAUAUGAGAAAUGUCUAAGGUAACUAUUUAACAGUAAGCAAACAAAAAGAUAUGUACAUUUGCAGUAUGUUAUACAACCUAACUGUACAAAUGCAACAAUAUUGUAAAUUCCCUUUCUGCAAUUAUGUAUAAGACUUAAUCAGCUGUACUUUAAUACCUGGGAAAUGAU